Messenger RNA from Clonostachys byssicola, 462 nucleotides. Lineage: Eukaryota; Fungi; Ascomycota; Sordariomycetes; Hypocreales; Bionectriaceae. The record is from the annotation of a GenBank genome assembly.
AUGGUCGACAUCCGGCUUGCAGGGCCGGUACGUGGUUGUCCGGACCAGUUCCAUGGCGUUUUCCAGUCGAUCGACAGGGAAGUUCAAAGGGAAAAGGACGAAUUGAGAGAGAAAAUCAAAAAGUUUGAAGCCAUCGAGGCCGAGGCUGCCAGAGAACGCUGGAGGAGGAGCUGUGAUGAGGACGACUAUCACGACUACGACUACGAUUAUGACGACUGGGACUGGGACAAGUGUGUCUAUGACGCGAAGCUUGGCCGGACUCUCCAUGCUGACGAAUGCAUCGCUAUUCUGUCAGAGUUCCAAGAGGAUUGCGAUCAUGGGGAGCAUCCCGAGUCAGAGAACAGGCUCAAUGGGCUCAUGAUGGAGUCUCUUCGCACAUCGCUGUUUCAGAAUCCACAAAUGGCUGUCUUCCAUAAGCUUUCAAACUCGGAUCUUGUACAUUAUAAGAGGUGCGUUUACUAG